UCAACUGAAGAUACUGUCACUCCGCAUGCAGAGGCAGAUGGAAAAUCAGACAUGUAUGCAGACUCAUUGUUCAAUCAUGAAGUCCAUGAAGAGGAACUUGCCCCUGUUCCGCUUACUAAAAUAAUCCUACAGAAGGUUAAUCACACGAUUCUGUAUGUAUCAUUUAACUGCAUUUCUGAAGAGUUUGCUGAUUCCAGUGCACUGUUUUUUCUUCGAGAUACCCAAGAAACUAUCCCAGAGCCCAAUGAUAUGCAGGAGGCCAAUGAUGUCAUGCCAAGGUUUCUGGAGUAUGGAAUGUUAAAUGGACAUCCUCUGGUGAUGCUUAAACAAGUCAUUUCACAGGUCUAUAUGCCUCUGUUGGCUUAUAAUCAGCAUAAAAAUAAAGACAUCACCCUUCAAGGGGAUCAUGGGGAAUCCGGGCCUUCACAAGACUCAAAUGACAAAGAUUCCACACAGCACGGAGAGACCAAUGGAGAGUUCAUAAGUGUUCAGCUAAUUCGGGAUGAAUUUUUAAUAAAUAUGCAAAAAUUCCUUAAUCAUAUUCAACAAACAAUACAGCAGCUGGAGGGAGAAAUAAAACUAGCAAUGCCGGAUGUAAAUCUUGAUGUUGAAACAAAUGCUAUAGCAGCUGAUAAAACUGCUGUAGAAAAACUUGAACAGUGUGUUAUGAACUGGCAGACACAAAUGUCCGCAGCUUUGUCAGAACUACUACAGAAGCAGCCUCAGGGUAAAGGUCCAUUGGCGGAAAUAGAUUUCUGGCGUGAGCGCAAUGCAACCCUAAGUGCACUCAGCGAACAAAUGAAACUUCCUACUGUGAAGAAGGUCUUGGACGUAUGCUCCAUUGUAAACCCUGGGUUAGUGCAUAAUCUGGACCUGGCUGAGCUAAUGAAGUACCAUGUAGAAGCAGCUGAUAACGUUCGGUUUCUCACCACUCUGGAACGACAUUUGAAGAACAUAACACAUGGUACAGGUUUUAAUGUGGUUUUGGAAACGAUUCCACCUAUGAUGAAAGCACUGAGAAUGGUGUGGAUCAUUUCCCGGCAUUACAACAAGGAUGAAAGAAUGGUCCCUUUGGUGGAAAGAAUUGCAUGGGAAAUUGCGGAAAGAGUAUGCAGAGUUCUUAAUAUUCGCACAUUAUUUAGAGAAAACAAAGAAGUUGCAAAGGAGAAAACACUAGAGGCUAAACGCACCCUUGAGUUGUGGAAAAGUUGCUACCUUGAAGUUCGAGCCAAGAUUGAAGCCUCUGGAAGGGAUCAGCGAUGGGAGUUUGACAGAAAACGCCUUUUUGAGAAAACAGACUAUUUGGCAUCUAUCUGUCAGGAUCUCUUCAAUAUAAUGCAGGUUUUAGAAGAGUUCUACAACAUUUUUGGUGCAGAGCUAAAAGCAGUGACUGGUGAUCCCAAUCGUAUAGAUGACGUCUUGAACAGAGUUGAUGGUCUUAUCGAACCAAUGGAAAACUUAACAUUUGAUCCUUUCAGUAUCACACAUUCCCACCAGUGGAAGCUUGUUAUGGAUGACUUUAAAAAUGAAGUCCAGGCUAUUGAAGGUGAAGCCAUCAGCUUCAUUGAUGAAUCAUUCAAAACACUUCGUUCAGCUGAAGCGGCUUUUGACAUGUUACUAAAAUUUAAACACAUCCGGUCACGAGAAGCCAUCAACAAGCAGAUGAUGAUGAAAUUUAAUGCUAUCCUGGAGCAGUAUUGUAAAGAGGUGGAUAUAGUGAACAAUCUAUUUGUGAAAAACCAGGAUAAUCCUCCUCUGUACAAAAAUCAUCCUCCAGUGGCUGGAUCUAUAUAUUGGGAGAAAUCACUUUUCCACCGAAUCAAGCAUACAAUCAUCAGAUUCCUGGAAAUGGAAGAAAUGUUAUCUUCAGAGCAUGGAAAGAUGGCAAAGGCAAAAUAUUUGGAAGUUGCCAGAAAAAUGAAGGAAUAUGAAGACAAGAAAUAUGAAGCCUGGAAAGAAAGCACAGAUCAGAAUCUGCCAUCAUUGCUGAAAAGAAAUUUGCUCAUUAACACAAAUACACAGAAUGUUAUUAACCAGGCAAGCUUUACUUCUGAUCUGGAUGUGGACCAGCUCAAGACUGACACUGAUUAUAAAAAUGUCCGCUAUGCUGUGAACUUUGCCCCUGAACUCCUAGAAAUAAUCACAGAAACAAAACACAUGGAACAACUAGGAUUUGUUGUUGGUGAAUUACCUAGAAAUGUUGCGCUACAGGAAGACAAGUUUUUAAGGUACAUCGAUGACAUGAAACAAAUAUUGACUUCUUAUGAGAAAUUGAUGGCAUCUCUGAUUGAAGCAGAAGCACAACUGCUUGACUCUCAAAUCAGAGAACUACUGAAAGUGUUCCGAUCUGGGUACAGAAGGCUAAAUUGGAACUCCUUAGGUAUUCCAGAGUACAUCACUAGAUGCAGCCAGGCUUUGUCAAAGUUUGAAUCGCUGGUGCAUAAAAUUCAGAAGAAUGCAAAUGACAUUGAAGUCAAGCUGUUAGCCAUCGAAUCAGCAAAUCUCUUCAAAUUUUUGACGGAAAAGUCUACAGACCUUCCAGGUAUAAAGGAAUUCUUUGAAUACAUAGAAAUUGAACGGGCUAAGGAUGUUGAAAUCAUGGUCAGAAAAUAUGUUGCAAUUGGUUCCAUUCUUACAAAAAUAGAAGGUCUAGUGGUGAAUACUAACACUGGCAAAAAUCCAAAAAUGGCCCCAUAUUAUGCGUACUGGGAAGGCAAAGUUUACAACACGUUGACAAAGUUGGUUUUAAAAAAUUUCCAAGCCUUUAAUGCUGCUAUUAUUGGGAAAACUCCACUCUUUCAAGUUGAAACAAUUCUCUCUGCACCAGAAAUUAUAUUACAUCCUAAUUUCAAUGAAAUUUUCAAGCUGAUUGCACAGUGCUACAAAGGAUGUCUGGAGACCACAAAGAAUUUUGUACGCUGGAUGCAUGGAACAUGCAUUCUCUGCCCUCCUCAAAAAGCAGAAGAGGAUGAGCCAAUUGUCUACAGUUUCUACAGUGAAAUAUAUCAGAUCUCUCAAAUCAUAGAACAAGCAGUCAUGAUCAGUCAGAACAUGCACAAGCUGCUCACUUCCCUCACCAAGUACCUGAACAGAUGGAAGAGAUACAGGCCUUUGUGGAAGUUGGAUAAAGCCAUUGUCCUGGAGAAAUUUGCUGCCAAAAAGCCUUCCUGUGUCAUCUAUGAUGAAAAAUUGCAGUUUUACAGCAGGCUAGCUCUAGAGGUUACCCAGCAGCCUUUAAUUAAAGAUGAACAAUGUAUUAGACUUUAUCUGGGUCCUUUAGCUUUCACAGUGCAGGAAAAUGCAAGGACAUGGGUAAAUUCACUGGGUCACCUGCUAAAUGAGUCUGCACGGGAAGAACUCUACAGCCUCAGAGAUGAGCUGGAGAAACUAUCGUUAAAUUUAAUACAAACUCCAGACACACUUGAAGAUCUCAAGUUUGUCCUGGCCACCAUUGCAAAUAUAAGAGAUAUGUCCUUAGUGGCAGAAAUGAGAUAUCGAGACAUCCAAGAGAGGUAUAGAACUCUGGCUAUGUAUAAUAUUGAGUUUGAGGAAGAAGAGAAAAAUUUGGCAGAGAAAAUAACGCAAAUUUGGGAAGAUUUGUUCCUGGAAUCAAAGCGGGUGGAUCACAGCCUUGGAAGAGUGAAAAAGACAUUUACUCAGAUAACAAAAGAUCAGAUUGAGGAGUACAAGAAAGAGUUGGCACAGUUUGCAGAACUCUUCCGCACAGAAGGACCUGGAGCAGUGGGGGAUGACCUUGAAAAAGGUCUGCAAGUCCUUAUCGCAUAUGAAAAAGAGCUAGUUAAAUACGAAAAGAGCCGCCAGGAGUUGGCUAAUGCAGAAAAACUUUUUGAUCUUCCAAUUACCAUGUACUCAGAACUUUUACAAGUGCAAAAAGAAAUGAAGGGUUUGCGGCAGAUAUAUGACAUUUAUAGUGCGCAAAAGCUUGCCAAAGAGGAAUGGUCCCAGACAUUGUGGGCAAAUUUAAAUGUUCAGAUUCUUCAAGAUGGUAUUGAUGGCUUCCUCAAGACUUUCAGAAAGCUUUCUAAAGAAAUACGCAGUCUGCCUGUGGCCUUUUACCUAGAAUCCAAGAUGAAGGAGUUUAAAGACUCCAUACCCUUGCUUCUUGAUCUAAAGAAUGAAGCCCUGAGAGAAAGACACUGGAAAGAGUUGAUGACCAAAACGGGGACAAAUUUUGAAAUGAAUCCUGACACUUUUACCUUGGAAAACAUGUUUGCGAUGGAGCUGCACAAGUAUGCUGAUGUCAUCAGUGAUAUUGUAGCAUCGGCCGUUAAAGAACUCAGUAUUGAGAAGGGUGUAAAGGAAAUUGUAGAUACAUGGGAAAAUAUGAAGUUUACCGUACAGAGGUAUAUUAAGGGCACUCAAGACCGUGGCAGCAUUCUAGGAGCUGUUGAUGACAUUCUGCAGAUUCUUGAUGACAAUGCUAUGAACUUGCAAAGUAUCUCCGGCAGUCGCUUUGUUGGUCCUUUCUUAAACACUGUACAGCUGUGGGAAAAAUCGCUCUCAUUGAUUGGAGAAGUAAUUGCGGUUUGGAUGGUUGUACAGCGGAAGUGGAUGUAUUUAGAGAGCAUAUUUAUUGGAGGAGAUAUUCGAUCACAGUUGCCAGAGGAGGCCAAAAAAUUUGACAAUAUUGACAAAAUAUUUAAGCGAAUAAUGUCAGAAACUGUGAAAGACCCAGUUAUAAAGCGAUGCUGCCAGGCAACAAACCGGCUGUUUGACUUACAGAACCUAAGUGAGGAUCUUGAGAAAUGUCAGAAGAGCUUGAAUGAUUACCUAGACUCUAAGAGAAAUGCAUUCCCUCGAUUCUUCUUCAUAUCGGACGAUGAGCUUCUCAGCAUUCUUGGCAGCAGUGAUCCAACUUGUGUACAGGAGCACAUUAUCAAGAUGUAUGAUAACCUUGCAUCACUGAAAUUUCAAGAUGGAGACAGUGGCGAAAUGAUGGCAACAGGUAUGAUCUCAGCUGAAGGAGAAGUUAUGGCAUUCCGCCAAGCCAUAGCAGCUGAAGGUCGUGUGGAGGAUUGGAUGACUGCUGUAUUGCAGGAAAUGAGGAGAACCAACAGACUCAUUACAAAGGAGGCUAUAUUUAGAUACUGUGAGAAUAAGAGCAGGAUGGACUGGAUGCUUUUGUACCAGGGUAUGGUUGUCCUGGCUGGUAAUCAGGUUUGGUGGACAUGGGAAGUGGAGGACGUGUUCCGAAAAGUGAAGAAAGGGGAGAAACAAGCACUGAAAACCUAUGCAAAGAAAAUGCACCAACAGAUUGAUGAGCUGGUCACCCGCAUCACCACACCACUCAGUAAUAAUGACAGAAAGAAGUACAACACUGUUCUUAUCAUUGAUGUACAUGCCAGAGACAUUGUGGAUAUAUUUGUCAGGGACAGUAUUAUGGAUGCUCGGGAAUUUGAAUGGGAAAGCCAACUACGUUUUUACUGGGACAGAGAACCCGAUGAACUUAAUGUUCGACAGUGCACAGGAACCUUUGCCUAUGGCUAUGAAUACAUGGGACUCAACGGGAGGCUAGUCAUCACCCCACUUACUGAUAGGAUUUACCUCACCCUUACCCAGGCACUGUCCAUGUAUUUAGGUGGGGCACCUGCUGGACCAGCUGGAACUGGUAAAACAGAAACAACUAAAGAUCUGGCUAAAGCUCUGGGAUUGCUGUGUGUGGUGACAAACUGUGGGGAAGGCAUGGACUACAAGGCUGUUGGUAAAAUCUUUUCUGGCCUUGCUCAAUGUGGUGCUUGGGGCUGCUUUGAUGAAUUCAACCGAAUUGAUGCUUCAGUAUUAUCAGUCAUUUCUUCUCAGAUACAGACUAUACGAAAUGCCCUAAUACACCACUUAAAUAAAUUUCAGUUUGAAGGUCAAGAAAUUGCCAUGGAUUCUCGAAUGGGGAUCUUUAUUACAAUGAAUCCUGGAUAUGCUGGUCGCACAGAGUUGCCUGAAUCAGUUAAGGCUCUUUUCAGGCCUGUGGUGGUUAUUGUACCAGAUCUUCAACAAAUCUGUGAAAUCAUGCUCUUUUCAGAGGGCUUUCUUAUGGCCAAGAAUUUGGCCAAAAAGAUGACUGUCUUGUAUAAACUUGCCCGUGAACAACUGUCCAAGCAACAUCAUUAUGAUUUUGGGCUGCGUGCAUUGAAAUCUGUCUUGGUGAUGGCUGGAGAGCUAAAGAGAGGCUCACCGGACCUGAAUGAGGAUGUUGUACUAAUGAGGGCUUUGAGAGAUAUGAAUCUACCCAAGUUUGUGUUUGAAGAUGUCCCCCUUUUCCUUGGUUUGAUCUCUGAUUUGUUCCCGGGACUGGACUGUCCCCGUGUUCGCUACCCCAACUAUAAUGAUGCAGUGGAAGAAGCUCUAAAAGACAACAAUUAUGUUAUGCUCCCUGUUCAGGUGGAUAAAGUUGUGCAGAUGUAUGAGACAAUGCUAACCCGUCACACUACCAUGGUAGUUGGACCCACCGGAGGGGGAAAGUCUGUCGUGAUUAACACGUUGUGUCUGGCACAGACUAAGCUUGGACUUAUGACAAAGCUGUAUACACUGAAUCCUAAAGCUAUGAGUGUCAUUGAGCUGUAUGGUAUCCUGGACCCCACAACAAGAGACUGGACAGAUGGUGUGCUUUCUAACAUCUUCAGGGAAAUCAACAAGCCAACUGAUAAAAAAGAGAGGAGGUAUAUUUUGUUUGAUGGAGAUGUGGAUGCGCUAUGGGUGGAAAACAUGAAUUCAGUGAUGGAUGACAACAAGUUGUUGACCUUGGCAAAUGGAGAGAGAAUUAGACUUCAACCACACUGUGCUUUAUUAUUCGAGGUUGGAGAUUUGCAGUAUGCAUCACCUGCAACUGUGUCUCGAUGUGGAAUGGUCUUUGUUGAUCCUAAAAAUCUUAAAUAUAGACCCUACUGGCAGAAGUGGGUCAGCAAUAGGCAGAACAAGCAAGAGCAAGUGGAAUUAAACAGUUUGUUUGAGAAAUAUGUCCCUCAUUGUCUUGAAAUGAUUGUUGAAGGAAUCCUUGAUGGGAAACAAGGAGAAAAAUUAAAAACAAUCGUUCCUCAGACUGAUUUAAACAUGGUGACACAGCUGUCAAUGAUGCUGGAUGCUUUAAUAGAAAAGGAAAUCGAGGAUGUCAAUGUGCUGGAGUGCUACUUUAUAGAAGCUUUGUAUUGUUCAUUGGGAGCUACGUUACUUGAGGGUGGAAGAAUUAAAUUUGAUGAGUAUGUAAAGCGCUUAGCAUCAAUGACAACAGUUAAUGAUGAGAAGUCACUGGCUGGGCCUGGAGAGCUUCCAGGUCAUCUGCCCACAAUCUAUGAUUUUCAUUUUGAUGGUGAGAAAAAGAAAUGGAUACCUUGGAGCAAGCUGGUCCCAAAAUAUAUCCAUAAAUCAGAGGAGAAAUUUAUUGAUAUUCUAGUUCCCACUGUGGACACAACUCGCACAACAUGGCUCUUGGAGCAAAUGGUGAAAAUCAAACGGCCAGUAGUCCUUGUAGGUGAAUCUGGGACAUCAAAGACUGCAACUACUAUGAACCUCCUAAGGAACCUGAACAGUGAUAGCACGAUGUUGCUGAUUAUCAAUUUCUCCUCUCGUACCACAUCAAUGGACAUCCAAAGGAAUAUGGAAGCCAACGUAGAGAAACGUACAAAGGAUAACUAUGGGCCACCAAUGGGAAAGCGCCUUCUGGUGUUCAUGGAUGACAUGAAUAUGCCCAAGGUUGACGAAUAUGGGACCCAACAGCCAAUUGCCCUCCUAAAACUUUUGCUGGAGAAGGGAGGCAUGUAUGAUCGUGGCAAAGAACUUAACUGCAAAUUCCUUCGGGAUCUUGGAUUUGUAGCGGCAAUGGGAAAGGCUGGCGGUGGCCGAAAUGAAGUGGAUACAAGAUUCAUUUCCCUUUUUAGUGUCUUUAAUGUGCUUUUUCCUUCAGAAGAUUCAUUGCAACACAUUUACUACUCGAUCUUACAUGGGCACACUGUGCUAUUCAGUGAAGAUGUUCAGGCCAUAUGUGACAAGCUGACUUUCUGCACCUUGGAGUUCUAUAAAAUGAUUGUCCGUGACCUUCCUCCAACCCCUUCAAAGUUCCAUUAUAUAUUUAAUCUCCGGGACCUUUCUCGAGUAUUUCAUGGACUGGUUCUUACUACCCCAGAAAGAUUUCAGACAGGGAGUCAGAUGGUGAGAGUCUGGAGGAAUGAAGCUUUACGGGUUUUCCAUGACAGACUAAUCAAUGAAGAUGACAAGAGAGUGGUUCAAGGCCACCUUCAAACUUUAAUAGAUGAACACUUCAAAGCUGACUUAGAAUAUGCCACGAGGGACCCAAUUCUUUUUGGUGACUUCAGAACUGCAAUGAAUGAAGGUGAACCACGAGUAUAUGAAGACAUUCAGGAUUAUGAUGCAGUGAAAGCUCUCUUUCAGGAAAUCCUUGAGGAGUACAAUGAAAGUAAGACUAAAAUGAACUUGGUUCUCUUUGAUGAUGCACUUGAACAUUUGACUCGAAUACACCGAAUUAUAAGGAUGGAUCGAGGUCAUGCUCUGCUGGUUGGUUUAGGAGGGUCGGGGAAGCAAUCUCUUGCUCGACUAGCUGCCUUUGCUGCUGGAUAUGAGGUCUUUGAAAUUGUUCUGAGCCGUGGAUAUGGAGAAAACAGUUUCCGUGAGGACCUGAAGAAUCUUUACAUUAAACUCGGUCUAGAAAAUAAGAAGAUGAUUUUUCUGUUUACUGAUGCGCAUGUGGCUGAAGAAGGAUUUCUUGAACUUAUCAACAACAUGUUAACAUCAGGCAUGGUUCCUGCACUUUUCCCUGAUGAAGAAAAGGAGUCUGUUUUAAGCCAAAUCAGGGAUGAAGCUAGUAAAAAUGGGAUGGGCCCAGCAAAAGAAAGCAUUUGGCAAUACUUCGUUAACAAGAGUGCCAACAACCUCCAUAUUGUUCUUGGAAUGUCCCCGGUUGGUGACACACUAAGAACAAGAUGCAGGAAUUUUCCAGGUUUGGUGAAUAAUACUGGAAUCGAUUGGUUCUUGCCCUGGCCACCUCAAGCCCUGUAUGCUGUUGCUAAAUCAUUUUUAGGAGAGAGCCAAAUGAUCCCAUCUCAGGAUUUAGAGCCAGUCAUCAGCCAUGUUGUAAUGGUCCAUGAUUCUGUGGGAAAGUUCAGCAAAAUAUUUCAGCAGAAGCUGAGGCGCAGCAACUAUGUAACUCCGACGAACUACCUUGACUUCAUCAACACAUAUUCCAAACUGUUGGACGAGAAGAACCAGUUUAACUUGGCACAAUGUAAACGUCUUGAAGGGGGUCUAGAUAAGCUUAAGGAAGCUGCAGUACAAUUGGCUGAGUUAAAUUUAAAGCUGGCGGAACAAAAAGUCGUAUUGGCUGAGAAAUCAGCUGCAUGUGAAGCAUUAUUGGAAGAGAUAUCAGUUAACACAAUAGUAGCUGAGGAGAAGAAAAAACUUGCUGAAGAAAAGGCUGCAGAAAUAGAGGAGCAGAACAAAGUGAUUGCUGUAGAGAAGAAGGAAGCAGAGAGUGCCUUGGCAGAGGCUUUACCUAUAUUAGAGGCUGCAAAACUGGAACUGCAGAAAUUGGACAAGUCUGAUGUCACAGAGAUAAGGACCUUUGCCAAGCCACCAAGAGCAGUUCAGGUUGUAUGUGAGUGCAUCCUUGUGAUGAGAGGCUAUAAGGAGAUCAGCUGGAAAAGUGCUAAGGGAAUGAUGUCUGAACCAAAUUUUCUGAGGACACUUAUGGAUAUAGACUUCGAUUCCAUCACACAGAAUCAAGUCAAGACUGUUAGAGGUUUCUUGAAAAACCCUACUGCAAAAUUAGAGGACAUGGAAGCUGUCAGUAAGGCAGGCUCAGGAAUGCUGAAGUUUGUAGAGGCAGUGAUGAGUUACUGUGAUGUGGCUAAAGAAAUUAAGCCAAAGAGAGAAAAGGUGGCAAAACUAGAAAGGAACUAUUACAUGAGUAAGCGUGAACUGGAGAAGAUUCAAGCUGAACUCAAUGUUAUCCAGAGUGAACUGAAAAACCUGGGAGAGCGCUAUGAGGCUGCCAUAACAGAGAAGCAAAAGCUCCAAGAGGAAGCAGAAAUAAUGGAACGCAGGCUUAUCGCAGCUGAUAAACUCAUCUCUGGCCUGGGAUCUGAGAAUAUAAGGUGGACCAAGGAUCUGGAAGACCUGAAGGAGAGACGAGUGAAGUUACUUGGAGACUGUCUGCUAUGCUCUGCAUUUCUUAGCUAUGAAGGAGCUUUCAACUGGGAGUUCCGUAAAGAAAUGGUUUACACAGAAUGGCAACAGGACAUACUGGACCAUGAUAUCCCACUGAGCCAGCCUUUCAGGAUAGAAAGCUUACUUACUGAUGAUGUUGAAAUUAGCAGAUGGGGAUCAGAAGGAUUACCUCCUGAUGAGCUCUCCAUACAGAAUGGAAUACUGACCACUAGAGCAAGUCGUUUCCCAUUGUGCAUAGAUCCUCAACAGCAAGCACUGAACUGGAUUAAAAGGAAAGAGGAACGGAAUAACCUUAAGAUUUCUUCAUUUAAUGAUCCUGAUUUCUUGAAACAAUUAGAAAUGGCCAUUAAAUAUGGCUUCCCAUUCCUGUUUCAAGAUGUGGAUGAGUAUAUUGACCCCGUUAUUGACAAUGUUUUGGAGAAGAACAUCAAAGGUGCUCAAGGUCGCCAGUUCAUAAUUUUAGGAGAUAAAGAGGUGGAUUAUGAUCCAAACUUCAAAUUGUAUCUAAACACAAAGUUGGCAAACCCCAAGUACUCCCCAUCAGUAUUUGGUAAAGCCAUGGUGAUCAAUUAUACUGUUACUCUGAAGGGCUUGGAAGAUCAGUUACUUAGUGUCAUUGUUGGCUUUGAAAGAAGAGAAUUAGAAGAGCAAAGAGAACAUCUGAUACAAGAGACCAGUGAAAAUAAAAAGCUGUUAAAGGACUUGGAGGAUUCAUUGCUAAGAGAGCUUGCCACGUCUACUGGUAACAUGCUGGAUAAUGUAGAGCUAGUUCAUACUCUGGAAGAGACUAAAUCAAAAGCAACCGAGGUUUCAGAAAAACUUAAACUGGCAGAGCGGACUGCAGUGGACAUUGAUAAAUUACGAGAUGGGUACAGACCAGCUGCCAAGCGUGGAGCCAUUCUUUUCUUUGUCCUUUCUGAAAUGGCACUGGUCAACUCAAUGUAUCAAUAUUCUCUGUCCUCAUUCUUGGCAGUCUUUGAUUUAUCACUACGAAAGUCUUUGCCGGAUGGUAUUUUGGCUAAAAGGUUGAAAAACAUAAUGGACACUUUAACAUUCAACGUCUACAACUAUGGAUGUACAGGCUUAUUUGAAAGACAUAAGCUGCUAUUUUCCUUCAAUAUGACUAUAAAGAUAGAACAAGCAGAUGGCAGGGUGCCACAGGAGGAACUGGAUUUUUUCUUAAAAGGUAAUAUAUCCCUUGAGAAAAGCAAUAGGAAGAAGCCAUGUUCCUGGCUCCCAGACCAGGGUUGGGAGGACAUCAUUCGACUGUCUGAACUGUUCCCAUCACUGUUCGGGUCACUUCCUGAUGACGUGGAGAGGCAUCAGUCAGAGUGGACGGCUUGGUAUGACCUGGACACUCUGGAACAGUAUCCUUCCCCCCUUGGCUACAAUGACAAGCUCUCCAGCUUCCAGAAACUGAUACUCCUGCGCUGCUUCAGAGUAGACCGUGUAUACAGAGCUGUUACAGACUAUGUUACAGUCACCAUGGGAGAGAAGUAUGUUCAGCCACCAGUCAUAAGCUUCGAAGCCAUAUUUGAACAAAGUGUUCCAACUUCACCAAUCGUCUUUAUUUUAAGUCCGGGGUCUGACCCUGCCAGUGACCUGACGAAGUUGGCAGAGAGAUCUGGAUUUGGUGGAAACCGACUUAAGUUCCUUGCCAUGGGACAGGGGCAGGAGAAAGUUGCUCUGCAGCUGCUGGAGAUAGCAGUAUCUCGUGGGCAAUGGCUAAUGCUACAGAAUUGCCACCUCUUGGUGAAAUGGCUGAAAGAUCUGGAGAAAGCCUUGGAGUUGAUAAGAAAACCUCAUCCAGAUUUCCGACUGUGGCUCACCACAGAUCCCACCAAAGACUUUCCAAUUGGAAUACUACAGAAAUCACUCAAGGUGGUUACAGAACCUCCCAAUGGGCUGAAGUUGAACAUGAGGGCAACAUACUUUAAAAUCAGCCAUGAAGCUCUUGACGCCUGUCAGCAUCCUGCGUUUAAAUCCCUGGUCUUUGUUCUGGCAUUCUUCCAUGCUGUUGUGCAGGAGAGAAGGAAGUUUGGGAAGAUUGGUUGGAAUGUGUCUUAUGAUUUUAAUGAAUCAGAUUUCCAGGUGUGCAUGGAAAUAUUAAAUACAUAUCUAACCAAAGCUUACACUCAAAAUGAUACCAGGAUACCGUGGGGCAGUCUAAAGUACCUAAUUGGAGAGGUCAUGUAUGGUGGCCGAGCCAUCGAUAGCUUUGAUAGAAGAAUUCUAACCACGUACAUGGAUGAAUACUUGGGUGACUUCAUAUUUGACACAUUCCAGCUUUUCCACUUUUAUAAGAAUGAUGAAGUUGACUACAAAAUCCCAAGUGGUGAUAAAAAGGAUGACUUUGUUGAGGAGAUAGAGUCACUUCCACUGGCCAACACCCCUGAAGUAUUUGGCCUUCACUCAAAUGCUGAAAUUGGAUAUUACACGCAAGCAGCUCGGGAUAUGUGGUCUCACCUCCUGGAGCUUCAGCCACAAACAGGUGAAUCUGGCUUGGGGAUCAGCCGUGAUGAGUACAUUGGGCAAGUGGCAAAAGACAUUGAAAACAAGCUGCCCCAAAUAUUCGAUCUGGAUCAAAUUAGAAAGAGUUUUGGCUUGGACAUCUCACCCACCACAGUGGUGCUGCUACAGGAACUGGAGAGAUUUAACAAACUGAUAAUCCGUAUGUCCAGGUCUCUUGCUGAACUUCAGAGGGCUUUGGCUGGGGAAGUUGGAAUGAGCAAUGAGUUGGAUGAAGUAGCCCGAGCACUUUUUAAUGGUCAGAUUCCAAACAUAUGGAGAAGACUGGCUCCUGAUACACUGAAGUCUUUGGGAAACUGGAUGAUUCACUUCAGAAGACGCUACAAUCAGUACACAUCAUGGGUUACUGAAGGAGAGCCAAAUGUCAUGUGGCUGUCAGGUCUACAUAUACCAGAAUCCUACCUGACUGCUCUUGUUCAAGCCACCUGUAGGAAGAAUGGCUGGCCACUAGACCGUUCCACAUUGUACACUCAGGUUACCAAGUUUCGUACAGCUGAAGAAGUGACUGAAAGAGCUGGACAGGGAUGCUUCAUAUCAGGCUUGUACCUCGAGGGAGCUGACUGGGACAUAGAGGAUUCAUGCUUAGUUAAAAGUAAACCCAAAGUACUUGUUGUGGAGUUGCCUGUAUUAAAGGUUAUUCCAAUCGAAGCUCAUCGCCUUAAAUUACAGAACACGUUCCGGACACCGGUGUACACCACUUCCAUGAGGAGAAACGCAAUGGGAGUAGGUUUGGUAUUUGAGGCUGAUCUGUCCACAACAAAACAUUUAUCACACUGGGUGUUACAAAGUGUGUGCCUCACUCUCAACUCUGAUUAAGUUUAUAGAAAUGUAAAUACUCAGAUGAUAAGAUUUUUAUAUUUUCAUUGCUUACUUUUAAAACCAAAUACUUUUAUAUAUGAAUAUAUGCACUAUAUAAAAUAAAUA
Rana temporaria (common frog) is the source of this 13644-nucleotide messenger RNA. RefSeq names its product dynein axonemal heavy chain 10 (gene DNAH10). The record is from RefSeq and is a predicted model, not a curated record. The transcript has 77 exons. Bases 52 to 13536 code for a protein of 4494 amino acids. Lineage: Eukaryota; Metazoa; Chordata; Amphibia; Anura; Ranidae. Gene Ontology annotation, cellular component: dynein complex. Gene Ontology annotation, molecular function: ATP hydrolysis activity; ATP binding; dynein light intermediate chain binding. Gene Ontology annotation, biological process: microtubule-based movement.